This is a messenger RNA of Fusarium coffeatum, 1530 nucleotides long. RefSeq lists its product as uncharacterized. The coding region runs from base 1 to 1530 and encodes 509 amino acids. Gene Ontology annotation, molecular function: ATP binding; mevalonate kinase activity. Gene Ontology annotation, cellular component: cytoplasm. Gene Ontology annotation, biological process: isoprenoid biosynthetic process; ergosterol biosynthetic process. NCBI's taxonomy places the organism in Eukaryota, Fungi, Ascomycota, Sordariomycetes, Hypocreales, Nectriaceae. The record is from RefSeq and is a predicted model, not a curated record. The transcript has 2 exons.
AUGCCUUCUUUGACCCCAGCCAUGGUUAACGGGCUCAAUCUCAAUGGCAACCAUGCCAAUGGCAAUGGCGUCCACAGUCAUACGUCGGAUUCUGGUUCGGAAACAUCUGGCGAAUCGAGCAAUGGCAGCGGUCCACGUCGCAUGAAACUCAACCGCAAAAUGUCUAGCCCUAUGGCACCUCCUUUCAUGGUAUCAGCACCAGGAAAGGUUAUUGUUUUUGGCGAACACUCUGUUGUUCACGGAAAGGCAGCCAUCGCCGCAGCCAUUUCUCUGCGGUCCUACCUACACGUUACCACCCUUUCCAAGUCGAAACGAACCGUCUCCCUCCGAUUCGCCGAUAUCGAUCUCGUUCACACAUGGAACAUUGACGACCUACCAUGGGGAACCUUCCAACAACCAUCCAAAAAGAAGUCGUACUAUUCUCUCGUGACAGAGCUCGACCCCGAUCUUGUUGCUGCUAUUCAACCACAUAUCGAAGUUGUCUCUCCUAACCACCCCGAGGAGAUUCGAAGAGUACACCACAGCUCUGUGUCAGCUUUCCUAUAUCUUUUCCUAUCGCUAGGAUCGCCCUCAUUCCCUCCUUGUCUUUACACUCUCCGCUCGACAAUACCAAUAGGUGCCGGAUUGGGCAGCAGUGCUUCAGUUUCAGUAUGCCUUGCUUCCGCCCUUCUUCUACAGCUACGGACGUUGUCUGGUCCCCACCCUGAUCAACCUGCGGACGAGGCCCGACUCCAAGUCGAAAGAAUCAAUAGAUGGGCGUUUGUAUCAGAAAUGUGUAUUCAUGGCAACCCCUCGGGUGUUGAUAAUACCGUUGCUACACAAGGUAAGGCCGUGGUGUUCCAGCGAACAGAUUAUUCGAAGCCACCAAAGGUUCGACCUCUUUGGGACUUCCCUGAACUGCCCCUCCUGCUGGUAGACACACGACAGGCCAAGUCGACCGCACACGAGGUUGCCAAGGUUGCAACGCUCAAGAAGACCCACCCCAAGCUUGUGAACACGAUUCUGGAUGCCAUGGACAAGGUCACAGAUGCUGCCUCUGAGCUGAUCGAGGAGACGUCUUUCGACAACAAAUCUGUGGAGGAUCUCAGCAAGGUUGGUGAGUUGAUGACCAUCAACCAUGGCCUGCUAAAUUCACUGGGUGUCUCUCACCCCCGUCUGGAGCGAGUACGAGAGCUAGUCGACCAUGCUGGUAUUGGAUGGACAAAAUUGACUGGUGCUGGUGGCGGUGGUUGCUCAAUCACUCUUCUUCGACCUGACGUUCCUGCUGAGAAGCUUCAGAAACUUGAAGGACAACUUGAAGCCGAGAACUACGCCAAAUUUGAGACUACACUCGGUGGUGACGGUAUUGGUGUUCUUUGGCCAGCUGUUCUCAAGAACGGUACAGAGGAAGAUGACGAGGGUGGUAUGGAGAUUGACUUAGAGAAGUUCCUCGAGGCUGAAGGCACUGAAGGUGUCGAGAAGCUCGUAGGAGUUCAUGGUGAUACUGGAGAACGAGAAGGAUGGAAGUUCUGGAGGGUUGAAAGCGAGUAA